UGUCAAAUACAGCACUAUCGUAAUUGUUUCAUUAAAUCAAAAUUCAAUUGUCAUUGAUGGAUUAAACCGACGUUAUUAAAAAUAGCGCAAUGGCGUGAAAGUUAUGUGUGUGAGUGUGUGGUCGUAAGGCUCAGGGCAAAAAUGAACUUGCCUAGCGUAAAGGACUAUAGUAUCCUCGAGAAAAUAGGAGCUGGUAGUUAUUCUACUGUGUACAAAGCCUUCAAAAAAGAUGGCUCACGUGAAGUGGUGGCGAUUAAAUGCGUCGACAAGUCGACCCUUUCAAAGUCAGCGAUCGAAAAUCUCAUUACCGAGAUCAAUUUGCUCAAGAUACUCAAGCACGAGCACAUCGUUGAGAUGCGCGAUUUUUUUUGGGAUGAGGGUCACAUUUACAUAGUGAUGGAGUAUUGCAAUGGCGGGGACUUGUCCAACUUCAUAAAGCGCAAGCAUAAGCUUGCAGAGCAUGUUUGCCGCAAGUUCCUACAGCAACUCGCUCUUGCGCUCAGGUAUCUGCGCGACCAUAACGUCUGUCAUAUGGACCUUAAGCCGCAGAAUUUGCUGCUUGUCAAGAGACCUGUGCUUGUCCUUAAAAUUGCCGAUUUUGGUUUUGCGCAAUACCUCAGCAUCUCUGAAACGAAGUUCUCAAUAAGAGGUUCACCAUUGUACAUGGCGCCGGAGAUUCUACUACGUCACAAGUACGACGCCCGCGUCGACCUCUGGAGCGUUGGUGUCAUCAUGUACGAGUGUCUUUUUGGCAAAGCACCUUAUUCUAGCAAUAGCUUUCCCGAACUCGCCGAAAAGAUCAAGAGUAUGAGGCCGAUUGAGUUGCCGAAAAGCUGUCACAUAUCGACGGAGUGCAAGGAUCUGCUGCUAAGGCUGUUGAAGCACGACCCCAAAGAGCGACUUACAUUCGACGAAUUCUUCACGCACGACUUCCUCGACCUCGAACAUGCACCCACUAAAGAGAACUUCGAUAAGGCUGUGACUCUUAUACAUAAAGCUGUGAAUACUGACAAUGAGGGAUGCCAUAGGGAGGCUUAUCAUCUCUACUGCGAGGCGCUUCGUUAUUUCAUUCCUAUCUUGACUAAUGAGUCUGAUUUACAGAAAAAAGAGGCGUUGAGAUUGAGUGUGAACGAGUACAUAAGGCGUGCGGAAGAGUUAAAGGACCUAACUUGUGCAGAUCCCGAGAAAAACAACCAGGAUGCAAUGGUAGGUGCGGAACCUUGCAAACAAUCGAAGUGUGACUCCCUGGAGCGCCAUGACGCUGUCAACUUUCAGGAAUUAUGUGUGCUAAGCAGGAGUACCGGGGGUAUGGCAGAUGCUCUUGAGAUAGGGGAGGUGGCGGAGCAAUACCUGGCCGAAAGCAACUAUAAUCUCGCUCUCGAAAAGUUUCAAUCGUGCCUGAAGAUUUUGGUACCGCUGCUUGGCAAAGAACCUCCUAGCCGCAGACGCGAACUACUUUCCAAACAGAUACACAAGUGGAUGAAGGAGGCAGAAAGUACAAAGGCUCUCUUAAUUACUCGUGAUAUGGAAAAAAAUGUGCAGCGCGCUCCAGAGUACCAAAUCCAAGAACAAUGUGCAUUACAAUAACUUUGCUUGACCUUCAAGACGUCUUAUUUUUAUUUAG
Messenger RNA from Phymastichus coffea, 1624 nucleotides. RefSeq names its product serine/threonine-protein kinase ULK3 (gene Aduk). Gene Ontology annotation, molecular function: protein serine/threonine kinase activity; ATP binding. The record is from RefSeq and is a predicted model, not a curated record. The coding region runs from base 142 to 1587 and encodes 481 amino acids. The transcript has 8 exons. NCBI's taxonomy places the organism in Eukaryota, Metazoa, Arthropoda, Insecta, Hymenoptera, Eulophidae. Gene Ontology annotation, biological process: autophagy; peptidyl-serine phosphorylation; autophagosome organization. Gene Ontology annotation, cellular component: autophagosome; cytoplasm.